Messenger RNA from Puccinia graminis f. sp. tritici CRL 75-36-700-3, 1272 nucleotides. RefSeq lists its product as uncharacterized. NCBI's taxonomy places the organism in Eukaryota, Fungi, Basidiomycota, Pucciniomycetes, Pucciniales, Pucciniaceae. The record is from RefSeq and is a predicted model, not a curated record. The coding region runs from base 1 to 1272 and encodes 423 amino acids. The transcript has 3 exons.
AUGCCCCAAGCCCGCUUGAUUGGGCAAAAGCGUCGACCAACCAAGCCCCCCCCCCAAGCGGGUCCCCCGGGGGGUUCCGGUCUGAUGCUAGCGAUCCGACAGAUGACCAAGUCAACAUUCAUCAGGGUCACGGCAUCAUCUCCCUCGCUCCCUGCCAACGACAUGGACAGCCGAUCGUCGGUCCUCGACAGGACAGUUGUUCAAGUAGCCGGUGACGCACUCCCCAUGACACUCCACCUAUCCUACCACGUAUGGAUAACCCAACCAGGAGGCGACCGUACAAGAUAUCCCAGUCCCCACGCGCAAAUUGGCCUUGACUGGAUCGAAACCAUCGGCCCCAAGGCCGGAGUCCAAUUAUCCUUCGUCGACGACCCCAGAUCAUGGACCUUGCCCGACUUUCAAGAAGCGGUCAUUCAGAAGAUCCAGGCGCGUUCCCCGGACGUCGCACUGGUCAUCCUAGCUCAGCACCAUGCCAAAGACCUGACAUGGGAGAUAAUUCGAACUGGUCCCGAAGAGGGCCCUUUAUUAUCCAGCAAGAUCGACCACCCGUGGGAGUGGACUAUCCAAACACGCUCGAUCACUCAGGCCUCCAAAGAAUUCAAGUAUACGGUCCACGUCACCGGGGUCGAACCACAGCCAACGACGUGGAGAUCCCACAUGACGGGGCGAGGCGCCAUAACACAGCGGCCAGGAGGCCACGCGCGCAGGAGCGAUCCCUUCGUCGACCUCUACCUCCAAUAUACGAUUUACGCCCCGCUUGGCCCGACCCGAGACGGUGAGACAUACUACCAAAGCUUCAGCCGCGAUCACCCGGGGGUGCGCAAACGGCUAGAUUUCACCGGCCUGAGCUUCCCCAAGCUCAAGGCCUACAUCCUAUCAAUUUUGAAUUCCGAGAAGCGCUCGGCAGCCAUCGACGCCCUCGCCGAGGACGCCGAUCUCACAUGCGACCUACGAUGGCAUUACUCCAUUGUCGACCCCGGCUACCCAGAACUCCAAGGCACCUUUGAUACUAGUCAACCCGCCUGCUCGGAUGCCUUCAGUCAAGCCGUCCUGGCGUCUUCGCGCCACGCCAAGACCACCCUCGUCAUCAGGAUGCCUUACGAACACCGAGUGAUACUGCCUCUCCCUUUACCCUCCCGCCGCAUCUACUCAGGCAAUAAGCGCCCAAAACUCGAGGACCCCACCAGGCACGACGAGCUCGCCGAUGACGCAUCCGAGGAGGGUCCCAGUGACAGCCCCGGGGAUCGCUUGACCAUCCCUGCCUUCUUAUGA